Messenger RNA from Chiloscyllium plagiosum (whitespotted bambooshark), 2062 nucleotides. The record is from RefSeq and is a predicted model, not a curated record. Lineage: Eukaryota; Metazoa; Chordata; Chondrichthyes; Orectolobiformes; Hemiscylliidae.
AUGCUAGCUCAAUGCUCAGGGGAAGUGCAGUGCUUUGGGCCCCAAAACAAGAAACAGUUUUCACUGGAAUUGGUGCAGCGGCUGGCACAGGGAAACAGUACCGGAGCAGCGGCCAGCACAGGGAAACAGUACCGGAGCAGCGGUCAGCACAGUGAAACAGUACCGGAGCAGCGGCCAGCACAAGGAAACAGUACCGGAGCAGCGGUCAGCACAGGGAAACUGUCCUGGAGCAGCGGCCAGCACAGUGAAACAGUACCGGAGCAGCGGUCAGUACAGGGAAACUGUCGCGGAGCAGCGGCCAGCACAGGAAAACAGUACCGGAGCAGCGGCCGGCACAGGGAAACUGUCCCGGAGCAGCGGUCAGCACAGGGAAACUGUCCCGGAGCAGCGGUCAGCACAGUGAAACAGUACCGGAGCAGCGCGGACAGCACAGUUAAACGUUACCGGAGCAGCGGCCAGCACAGGGAAACUGUCACAGAGCAGCGGGCAGCACAGGGAAACAGUACCGGAGCAGCAGCCAGCACAGUGAAACGGUACCGGAGCAGCAGCCAGCACAGGGAAACAGUACCGGAGCAGCAGCCAGCACAGGGAAACAGUACCGGAGCAGCGGUCAGCACAGGGAAACAGUACCGGAGCAGCGGUCAGCACAGGGAAACAGUACCGGAGCAGCGGUCAGCACAGGGAAACAGUACCGGAGCAGCGGUCAGCACAGGGAAACAGUACCGGAGCAGCGGUCAGCACAGGGAAACAGUACCGGAGCAGCGGUCAGCACAGGGAAACAGUACCGGAGCAGCGGUCAGCACAGGGAAACAGUACCGGAGCAGCGGUCAGCACAGGGAAACAGUACCGGAGCAGCGGUCAGCACAGGGAAACAGUACCGGAGCAGCGGUCAGCACAGGGAAACAGUACCGGAGCAGCGGUCAGCACAGGGAAACAGUACCGGAGCAGCGGUCAGCACAGGGAAACAGUACCGGAGCAGCGGUCAGCACAGGGAAACAGUACCGGAGCAGCGGUCAGCACAGGGAAACAGUACCGGAGCAGCGGUCAGCACAGGGAAACAGUACCGGAGCAGCGGUCAGCACAGGGAAACAGUACCGGAGCAGCGGUCAGCACAGGGAAACAGUACCGGAGCAGCGGUCAGCACAGGGAAACAGUACCGGAGCAGCGGUCAGCACAGGGAAACAGUACCGGAGCAGCGGCCAGCACAGGGAAACAGUACCGGAGCAGCGGCCGGCACAGGGAAACGGUCCAGGAACAGUGGCCGGCACAGGGAAACGGUCCAGGAACAGUGGCCGGCACAGGGAAACAGUCCCGGAACAGCAGCCGGCACAGGGAAACGGUCCCGGAGCUGCGGCCGGCACAGGGAAAUUGUCCUGGAACAGUGGCCGGCACAGGGUAAGUGGUCCCGGAACAGCAGCCGGCACAGGGAUACAGUCCCGGAACAGUGACCGGCACAGGGAUACAGUCCCGGAACAGCGGCCGGCACAGGGAAACACUCCCAGAUCAGCGGCCGUCACAGGGAAACAGUGGCUGGCACAGGGAUAUUGUCCCGGAGCAGCGGCCGGCACAGGGAAAGCAGACCUGGAGCAGCAGCUGACGUGGGGAGGGGGGGGUGAGUCCCGGGUGGAGGUUGGCACGGUGAAGCAGUCCCGGGCAGAGACUGGUGAGGGGAAGUGGUCCCAGAGAAAACCUAUCUUGGGGUAGCUGAGAGCCAGUGCCGAACAGACUGGUGGUUUUAGUGGAGUUUGGGGGUUUGUUGGACUGAGGCCUGGCACAACUCGAUGCUCAGCUCUGCAAUGUAAUGUUUAUUUGAAUUUUUUUUAUCUGAUUGUACUGUGAAUCUUUUAACUAUGUCUUAUUUCUAAUUUAUUCUUUAAACACUGUAAAGUAAUACAACUACUUUUUUUUAUUCUUCGUUUGUAUCAAUUUGUACCAAAGUACUUGUGCCUGAGAUGACGCCAUAACAGGCCACAUUGUAAAACUUUUCACUGUAUUUUAACAGGAUAUUCUAACCUCAUAUUUGCAUAUUUCCUUGGUGUGGUGACCAACUGGAUGGACUCUA